Messenger RNA from Solea senegalensis (Senegalese sole), 4667 nucleotides. RefSeq names its product low density lipoprotein receptor class A domain containing 2 (gene ldlrad2). The record is from RefSeq and is a predicted model, not a curated record. The coding region runs from base 188 to 1360 and encodes 390 amino acids. Gene Ontology annotation, molecular function: protein binding. The transcript is spliced from 5 exons. NCBI's taxonomy places the organism in Eukaryota, Metazoa, Chordata, Actinopteri, Pleuronectiformes, Soleidae.
UCAGAGAGACAGUGUUUAUGAUGGAGAGCAGGGAGAUUGUUCUCCUCUAACUCCUGCCGUUCUCUGUAAUAUUAAGAUGGUGAUGAUGAUGAUGAUGAUGAUGCGUUCAUGCGAGCUCAAAUUGUCCUGGCUGUGAGUUUACUUUGCGGCUCUUUGUCUGUGUGUCUGCGGUGCGCACUGGGUCUGGAUGAUGGAGGUGCAGGUGGAGAGCUGCUGCUGCUGCUGGCUGCUCCUCCUGCUCUGCUGCAUGACUCUGCACAGCUCGGCCAUCGAGACUGUCAAUGUGGUGGACUUCUGCGGUCAGACAAUCCGAGGUGAUGGCAUGAUUGUCAACUCACACCAGGAAUCCAAGAAGUACUACUUUGUCACCAUGGCGACCGACUGCCACCUCACCAUGCAGGCCAUCUCUCCCAAAGACAAAGUCCAGUUCCACUUCCGCUUCUUCCUGGUCUACAGUUUGCUGCGAGUGGCCCCUCUUAGUCCGGUCCCCCUCUUCCCAGAGUCUCCCCGUGACUCUGCUGCCCUCAACCCGAGACUGGAGCCCACCUCUGGUGAAAGCUUGGGGGACCCGUGCCACGCUGGCUCAUAUGUUCAGUUCUAUGAUGGACGCGAUAGGGGCUCGCCUCCCCUCGGGCCUCCUCUUUGUGGGAAGAGCCCACCUCGGCCUGUGCUGUCAACAGGAAACUACCUGACGCUGAGGCUGGUGACCAGAGGGACUCAACCCAGAGUGGACUUUGUGGGGGACUUCACCUCCUUCAGACUAGGUUUCAACCAAUCAGAGUGCAGCAGUGAGCCCUACUUCACCUGCAGGAAUGGAAAGUGUAUCCCCCUCAGCCUGGUGUGUGAUGAUAAAGGCAUCGACAACUGUGGGGAUGGAAGUGACCUGGAGGAAAACCUGACGACUGGCUGCAAAGCAGGUCAGCUUUUACCUCCUGAACCUCCACCGCCUAUGGUCACUACACCCCCAACCUUUGUGAGUCCACCCACAAUGCCACUUCCCACUCAUAUGAAUUGUGGCGUGCCAGACAGUGCUCCCAGCCAUGAGUCAGUAACAGACUCUCCUUCCUCUCUGUCCCUGUUGGUUCUCUACAUCAUACUGGCUGUAGUGGCAGGUGGCCUGGUGCUGUGCUGGUGCUGCUGGUCACCUGGCUGGUUCCUGUGGCGCAUCAGUAUCUGUCGCUUCUUACCCUGCUGCAACUUGGCAUGCGCCUCCUGCCAGCUCUGCUCCCGUAACUGCAUCCACAGCAAGGAGCACCGACUGGCAAAGGUGACGCCACACACGCCGGGCAACGGGAUCCCGACUGGCAUGGCAGCCACUGGCAACAGUGCGGAUGAGAAUGUUACUACUGCAGCUGUUUAGAAAAGGACUGUUGAAGACUCUUAUGCUGAGCCAUGAUCAGUGCGGACAUGAAUAGCAAUCCUCUCAGUGCAGGUUGGACCGAUGUGGUCCAGUGUACCAGAGCUAAAGGCAACUGGUUAACCUGUGGUUUGUGUGCUUUAACAGUUCUGUCUUGCGAAAAAUACAUUCCCACACAACUAAUUUGCCAUCUCAGUUCUGUUUCUUGAGGAAUAUUUUUUUUUCUCUCUGGAUUAUUUGAGGUGAAAUUCUCACAUUGAGUUGGUGGUGAGAAGUCAGCCAAGCAGCCAAACACAGUUCGAGACCAAGCGUUGGAGGAUCUGUUGCUGAUUUUUUUGCAGCGUUAUCAGGACAUACCGCUUUGUCUUUAUGGAGAGCAAGACUUCUACCAGACCACAAACAGUAUGUGAUGGGUUUUCAUUUAGAAGAUGUUGAUGCUAUGAAGAAAUACCAUGAUCUUUUCCUAGCCCCAAACAGGUGUUUUCUGUGUCUAAACCUAACCACAUACUAUACAUAACCAGAAAACGGUUAUUAUCACCUUCAUUUCAGUUCAAUGCAGUUUAGUGGUGUGGAAAUGUCACUUUUAGGAGGCAGAAGGUAGAGCAGGGUACAGUGUGACAAUGGAUUGUACGAACAUGUGAAUGUAUGUGAAAGGUAAAUAAUGAAGCGUUCUUUGACUUAAGAAACAUGCUCACUGCACACUUUUCUCUCACAUACUAUAAUGGAAGCAUGCGCCGCUGUUUAGAGACUCUCAUGAACAUUUCAGAAAUGCAGCCUUGUCCUAACCUAGACCAUUCCCUGUCUUAGAAGUAACAGCUAAGUCACACAGUGUAACUCCAGUUUACACCAAAGGUCCGACAUGGACACAUGUUGAGGACACAGCCACAGAACUACAGAGUCAAAACACCCACUGACAACAGCUGUUCUCCCCUGGAGAAAUUCCUUCAAGCACUCAACUCUACUCCCAGCAGUUUAUUGUCAUACCUCAUACUGUUUAAGUCAAUGUGAGGUCUGUACAGAGAAGCACAAAUCAUUACAGCUUUAGAAAUAAUAAAGAAAUAAGUAAGUAAUUAUGUACAAACAAUACAUAAAUGUACAGCAAAUUGAACAGAAAAUUGUGCCACAUAGUUCUGCAAAAACAUAGAUUAAAGUGAAAAUCAGUGGUUGGAAUGUGCACAUUUUUAAAAAUCGAAAUAAAUCAAAAUUAGUAAUUACAAUGAGCAAUUUCAGUAAAUAGAAAGGCUGGAUCAAUAGGAAAAAUUGUUAAUUGUUGGAUGCAUACCCAGGCGAUUUAAUAUUAAUAUUUGGGAUGAGGUUUUGUGUCCUAAUCGACUCCCACCAGACGGGAAUAAACAGAGAAACUCGAUUCAUUUGCAGCACAGGCAGUUGUUAAGAAAGCUGGAAUUGCCAACUUUCCACAAAAGGGUCAUGUGUGUACAGCUACUUAGUAGAAGGUCCAAUAGAAGCAUUGUCUUACUGUGAAUUGCCCUUUGAUUGGUCAGAAUUCCCCACGGAUGGAUACAGACCACAGAGGACGAGCAGGAAUCUAGUUCCCUCUCAGAUCACUUGAUUCAGAUUGCAGAGAAAGAUUAUUGUGGAGUUAUUGAUUAGUAAUGCCAAAAAUGUUGCUUACCAGAGCUUGAGAGUUGAAAACCUGACAAAAUGACAAUGACUAUGCAAUGACCCACCAACCCACUCACAAAUUGAGUAAAGUAUUAUUGAGUAUUAUCAUUCUAAAACCAUUAACAUCGAUCUGCUUGUGUGCCGUGGGGAUGUCCUCACAGACUCAACAAAAUACUACCAUACUGAGAGAAAGAGUCACACACACACGGAGAGAAUCGCAUGAAGCCGCAAUCGGCAUUGUGUAAAACAAUGGUUUUAACGAAGCAGCCAUUUGGUUUUAUUUAAAAGUUACACACUACAGCUUUAAAUAUACCUUUGUGCUUGAGAGAGCUGAACUGCACUGGUACUGCUGCUUUCCAGGCCUCAUAGACAUUAAAAAGUAUAGAUUCUGUCCCUGUUCUGUCCAUGUGCACAGACUGAGCCUCCAUGUGCUCAUGUGUCUGCCAGGGAAACUUUCUUGGUAUCCUCUAGAUGGAGUAGCUUCAUAAACUUUCUUUGCUCAGACUCACUGAGAGUGAGUGUUGCGCAACCCCAUCUAAAAGCUGGUUUGACUAUUGUCCCAAAGGCAUAAGAACAAGCACAGUGUUUUCAGAACUCCAGGUUUGCGGGAAGCAGCACGCUGACUCUGGACAGGAAUGUACAUGCAUCUUUACGUUCAUUAGACAACACACACACACACAUACUGUACAAUUCACAUCCACUGAACUCUCAGCUCAAAGCAAGACUGUCCUCACAUUUGACUUUACAAGGAUAGAUCAGAAUUGUUGAAAUGUUGUUAUAUGAAGUGCCGUGUGUUUUACAGACAGAUGACUGCGCUUUGUCAACUGGGUCAAGAAGGGGCAUGCAAAGUGAAAACAUCUACACCAGCAUAAGUCUAAGAUAUUUUGAUGUCUGUUGCUUUACCUCGCCAUUAAGACAACCAACCGACUAGUCUGUGUCUCUCUCACACAAAAUCACACAGGAGUUGCUGAUCCAUUGCUUCCGCCAUCAUAAAGUCAAAAUGCGUUUGUGAAAUCCUCUGGUCCGCAUUUACCUCUUCUUCUCUGUAAGCUGCUCUCAUCAACUUUGUCUCCAGCGGCAAAAUUCACCACCGAAACUAUCAAAAAGUGCUGCUCGUCAGCAUACUGAAGUGGAUUAUAACUGGAUAAUUGGACGAAGAACACAGACUUCACUGACAGCAGCAUCAAGGUUUGUCCAAAUUAGUUUCUGGGUGCCAUUAUUUAAAUGGAUAAUUGGUCUUAAAAGUUAACAAAAAUAUAGAGACAGUUGGGUUCUGAGUUGAAAUCAUUGUCUCUAUAUGCCUUCCUGAAGGGAAUCUCCAACACCUUUGUUGUACCUUUAAAGCAGGUUAGUUUCAUAUCUUAAUAAAGAUCUUGAAUGAACCGAUUUGCUUGAAAGGAAAGACAUUCAUCACAUUUCAUCUGAAAGUCAUGACACUUUCAUGAACAAAGCAGACACAUGGCAUGUCAGCUAACUGCACCAUAAUGUAAAUAAAGAAGAAUUGUGUUAAUUAUUAUUAUUAAGAACACAAAAAGGUUUUCUUUCCCUUAAAUUAUACAGUUUGUAUGUUAUAUAAAGCUUUUCUAGUUUUUUUAAUGUGUAGUUCUUAGAGAUGGACUAACGGUGCAUUUAGUGUAAGUUUUGGUUAUGUACUGUAAAGUUUUAAUAAAAUCCUGCACUAUUGAAA